UUGAUUAAACAUCAUUAUCAGUGUCUACAUUAUAAAGACAGAAAGGAGAGUUGGCUAGUUGUAAUUCCAAAGAUGAUGCUGUAUGGGAUUUGGUGUAUCGUAAUUGUUUUCUUAAAAUUAAUCAGACCAGCAGAAGCUGGGUUAUGUGAUAAAGCAGUCACAUGCAGCAGCCAAUGCUCAUCCCGUAAACAUUACACAACCGCGUGUGGAUUUAUGGGUUGGCAACGCUGUUCCAAAUACAGGACGAAGUAUAAUACGUGUUACAAGACGUGUUACAGUAAGAUUUGCUGCGAGGGAUAUGCCGGCCCAGAUUGUGACAAACCCUUGUGUUUUGGGUCGACAUCAUGUUUGAACAACAACAGGUGUAUAUCCCCUAACAUAUGUAGCUGCAAAACGGGCUAUCAGCGUCCGAUGUGUCAAGAUACAAACGAGUGUUCCGCAAUUAAUGGCGGCUGCCAGCACGUCUGCACUAACAACGUUGGGUCUUUCUCGUGCUCAUGUAACAGAGGAUAUGUGUUAACGACUGACCUUAAAACAUGUGAAGACAUAGAUGAAUGCAACCAAACUCCGUUCCCCUGUGAUCAGCUAUGCCACAAUUUCCCCGGAUCGUACGAAUGCAGUUGUGAUACCGGAUAUUACCCAGACACUAGUUCAAACACGUGCAAAGACGUAAAUGAGUGUGACACAGGCAACCAUACGUGUGAUCACAUCUGUAUCAACACAGAAGGGGCAUACCGAUGUAACUGCCGAAAAGGUUUUGAGCCUCACGGUAAUGGAAGUGCAUGUACAGACAUAGACGAAUGUUUAGAAGAAACGUCUCAGUGUUCCCAGAAUUGUACUAAUACUCCCGGCAGCUACACAUGCAGCUGUGAGAAUGGUUACAUGCUUGGGACAGAUAAAUAUACCUGUAACAACACAGACGAAUGUCAAGGCGUCUCAUGUGAGAAUGGAGGAUUUUGUAUUGAUCUUAUUGGAGGGUAUACCUGCUCUUGUGCUAAAGGCUAUACAGGAAUGCUCUGCGAAAUCGACACAGACGAAUGUCAAGGCGUCUCAUGUGCGAAUGGAGGUUUUUGUAUUGAUCUUAUUGGAGGGUAUACCUGCUCUUGUGCAAACGGCUAUACGGGAAUGCUCUGCGAACUGGAUUUGAAUGAGUGCCUAGGAUUUCUAAAUGGGGGCUGCGAGGAUGAAUGUAUAAACACAUUCGGUUCAUUUGUUUGUAAAUGCAGCGGCAACAACACCUUGGACGAUAACGGCGGCACUUGUUCUGGUUCAACAGAACCAAGUGCAUUUUCCAAAUAUGGUUUAGUGCGACAGUUUCUACCCCGAGGCUGCUCAACAAUUCAGCUAACGAAAUGCAACGAGGGAGCUGAUUUUGAUAUUCUACUUUCAUCAACAUCAAAAUGGUACAGAUUGAAAACUGAUCAUAAAAUAAAGUAUACUUAUGGAAUUGUAUUUGUUGAAACAAACAAAAUAGCCCUUCCAGUGUCCAUAUCAGGAAUGGAAGUCGUCAUGGGAACUGACGAUUUUAAACUUAUAACCGGAUCUUUGUCACGCGAUGUCAAGGAUGGCGUUCCAUAUAUUGAGGAAAGAACGCUAAAUUGCUGGAGUUUCGACAUAACACCGCGAGAUGUUAGAGACUUCCUGGUUUCUAAUUCAUUUUUAUCAUCAUUCUUUCACAAUAUUGAAAAUUCAUUGCCUGAUUGGUUAAAAUUCUCCCCGAAUGGCAACAAAUCACUUGGUGUUAAUGAUUUGCAAACCGAUCUCCGUCGAGGGAGCGAAAUUCAACAGACAGAAUGCAAGGGGGCACCUUUGACCUCCGAUCGCCUUUAUACAGUUUUGAAGUUUGGCAACAGUUUUAAGAUGUCAAUCUAUGGUAAAGAAAUCACGUCACCGGCCGAAGUCAGUAAUAAAAAAUUCUGCAUCAUUGUUGAUGUCUGUCAGGUGAAUGGAGGAUCUGUAUUUCUAAUCCUUCCGGAAGAGUCUACGGACAAGAUCCAAAAUAAAUUUAACAACCCUGGUGUUUAUAUCAAGCCAACAGGACUAGGAUUUUCUCUUCAAAAACACAUUGACGUACAUGCAAAGUCAACACAUGUGCAACAAUGGAAUGGCGAUGAAGUAUUUCAGUACCCAGUGUUUCAAGAAUCAAAUAUAUGGAUUGGAGGCGAUGCUGUAUUGGUGACUCAAACAUUCCGAGUAUCAGUAAAAACGGCAAAUGUGUUCCUUUCAAUUCCGUCUCUAACAAAUAUAAUGAAAAGUUUAAUCCUCGAGGAGUGGCGUUUUGUGGCUCAAGCAUUUGUCGAUUUAGAAUUAACAUUUGUUACUGAGUUUGGAAAUCAAACUAUUCGAGGCGGAAGUACUGGCGAUGCUUAUGCUAUAGCUUCGCUUGGAGGAAAUAUUUCAAGAAGUUUUUGUGGCCGCCAUGCAAACCCUGCAGGAAUAUUCAUGUCGGUCAUUUUACACGCUAACACCUUUCUCGAUGCACCAGUUUUACAUAUUAUAAAACCAGAUAUCAAUGGUAAAGCCUAUGUUUUUCUUGCCAGUGAUCUAGAGGAUGAAGCUUACAACAAGAUAUUUUUUAAAGCAAAACAAGUACAUGAUUUGAAACACACAAGUGAGAGGUUGGUUUAUCUCUCGCAAGAUGUUUUAAAUAGAUACCAAACACUGUUGUCGAGCCAUUCAACCAAAUUGCUAAAUGUGGUUAUAACGACAGGGCAGACUCUUUUGGACAUUAUUCAAAACCUUUUACGUAUAGGCGAUGUACCAGAUAUUCAUGAAGUGAUUCGACUAAUAACUCGUGUGUGGCAAGAUGGCUGGACGCGAUUGCAAAACGACACUGAUGCAUUUUUGGAUUCCUUAAGAGAAAAUGAACAAAUUACCGAACACAACGUUACGCAGCGUUUAAAGGCAGUAACAAAUGCCGUUCAAAACGGAGUAAAUAUGCUGAUCAGUAAUGUGACUGAACAAGCUGCCUUGAAGUUCAAGGAAAUGAACGGAGCUGGACUUCGCUUUAAAGGCGAUCUCGAUAUUUUUGGAUUAAAAAUUAUCGGAGUAGAAAUUGAAUUUGUUUAUUCCAUAGAUAGUUUAGGAGCAUGCAGCCGGUUUGAGCGCGCGUAUAGUGUUCUAAAAGGGGAAAAUGCCAUCAGAGGUUUGGGUUUUGCCUCUCCAUUUUCUAAGCUCGGACGCUUCCUUGAAAUAGAAGCUGGUGUAGGAUUUGGGUUUGCAAUAAGCAAAGUUUAUAAUGGGAAGUUUGCUGUCAUGCUACGUGUAAAAGCCAGAUUUUUCGGAAUGAAGGAGCAAAGAGACCUUUUUAUAACGAAUAAGGGUGUGUAUUUAUACAUGGAAAGCAAUAUGUGGGAAACAUACAAAGCACAGCUACAAAUAUUUGCAGAACUGGGAAAUGAAUGGAACCUUUUGACGUUUGAUGUGAACGGAACAUUCGUAGCCGAUGACGAUGGAAAUGGUAGUUUUGAAGAUGGUUAUUUAGCUGCACUUCGUAGAUUUACAAUAACAAUUGCUGAUGAGGCAAAGAAUAGAAUCAGUAAAUUACAGGACAUUCUUACAAAGGCUCAAAGAGGGUUAACCUCUGCUCAGAACUGGCUUGAAGAUAAAAAGGCGAUAGUUCUUAAUACGAAUGAUCAAUUCGACGAUGCUGUACGUGCACUUGAUGAAGCAAAUAUUAAACUUGAAGAUGCAAAGAAACCAUUUCAUGACGCAUCAGGUAAAUUAAGAGAAGCACAAACAAAGGUUGACUCACUAUGUAAGAUAAAUGAAUGCAAAAAAAUCUGUAUUGGAGGAUUAAUAUGCAAAACUUGUCACAAACUAGUAUGGGGCAAAAGAGUAUCAUAUCCAUGUUGUAAGUUUACCAGCUGUAAGACUUCCCAUCUUGAUCCAAUCUGCGUUGGUAAUAACGUGCUUUGCAGAACCUUUCGAGCUGCUGCCUAUUCAGCACUAGAAAAUGCCAAGGGGGGUUUCCAUAUUGCAUUGUUAGCCUUUGAUGCUGCAAAAGAGGUAGUGUCGGCUGCACAAAUUAGUGUCGAUCGUUCGAGGGUUGUUUUAGACAUAGCUAUUGCUUCACUUGAUUCGGCUAAGCUAGGAUUAAAGGCAGCGGAAUCGUUAUUAGAUGAAGCAAAGAAAGCUCUUGAAGCUGUUAAGCAGGUAGUGAAAUUGGGUGUUUCUGCAUUAGAUUUCGUGAUGAAAUACGGAAUAGAAAAUAUCAUUGAUGUCCGAAAUUGCGGAUUUCAAGUAACACUUUCCACACAUGAUAUUACAGUUUUUGAUGUCCACUGCGAUGUUAACGCAUUUAACACUGGAUUUAAAACCAAAAAGCUAAGCAUCAAUUUUAAGGACAUUUUCCAAAGUCUGUUGAAUGCUGCAAAAGAAACUAUUACAUCUAUACUAAAUUCCAUCGAAAACCCCGGACGCAACCGACGACAUGUUGAACACGAAUCACUAAAUGUAUCGUACAAGCAGUAUAGACAAAUACGAGAUACCGAUUCAAAUGCUACAGAAACGUUUAAGAAUCAAACUAUUGACAUUAUUGCUGAAACGUUAGGCUAUACCAAUAAUCAGACGGACAAUGAAUAUGAUAUUAGAACCGAAAUAUUCCUACAAAAAUGUAUUAAAUUUAAGAACAUUCAUAGUUUCCUGUUUGACACUAUACAGUCAUUGCAUGCCAUGACAAGCGAAACUGCAAGCGCUGUGAUUAAUUCGACACUUGUACAGAAGGAUCUUGGACUAAAGGUUAAGCAUUCUUUUGUAAAUGCAUCGUUAACGGAUUUAGGAAUUGAUUCAAAUUUUGCUGAAACUGAGUUCAAUAUGAGCUUCACCGAAUUGACAAAAACCAUUGAUAUUGCUAAAGCAAACUUGUCUAGUAAUUUGUAUUUAUCGGAUGUUGAGAGCUUUUCUAGAGAUGCGGCUUCAAUGCUUCAAAAUCAAACCGAUGAUGCCAAUAUGAUUGAAAUUGUCAAUUAUUGGAAAAUCGCCAUGGCAAAUGUAACAACGGAAUAUUUCAACUCAGAAACGUGCGUCUCAUUCACGGAUUGUGCACACUACGCUGUUGCAUCACUUUAUGAAAUUGUAUUAUCAUCAUCGGACUUGCCCAAUAAAAACAUCAGCUUGCAAAGUAUUUCCGCCUUUGAGGACAUAUUUCUAACAUUGACUAGUAAUGAUUCACUAAAAAUCCUGGAAGUAUUCGAAAUGUCUGAAGGUCUUAUGGAUCACCUAGGUGCGAUAAAUGACGCCAACGUCUUCUGUUCUACCCCACCUACCAUACAGUAUCCACUAAAAAACGAAACAGUAGUAGCAGGGCAAACCUUACACCUUGCAUGCAACGCAACAGGAAGUCCUACGCCUACCUUCACCUGGUUUAAAAACGAUGAGCAAAUCACCACUUCGUCGACAAAUAUGAUAUUGACCUUCCAUAAUGUGACAUUUUCGGAUGAAGGUAGUUACCACUGUGUAGCAUCCAACUUGGUCACUAGCCUUCUCAUGAUGCAGGCGUACAUCAAUGUGAAAGAAAGAGAUGAAACACUUGACAUUUCAACCUUUACUUCAAACAUUGAAGAUGCGUUCCCAGUGACAUUGGCGGUGAUUCUAGCAACAGUUGCCCUUGUAUUAGCAGGACUUGUUGUUGCAUAUACUGUAUGGCGCUACAGAAUAAUAACUUCAGAGUCAAGGCAAGAGGAUGACGUGACUUUGACAGACUAUUAAGCGGUACAGGCAUCGCGCAUAGACAGACAGCAAUGUUCCUUUUGAUUAAUAGUCAUAGGAUCCAUUUUAAACAUAGGAGGAAGUUUUGCACUAUCAUUGAAAGUGAUAGCGAUUGACUAACGAACUUUUCUCAGUAUUGCAGAUACUUUUUUAAUACUAUAACGUUAACAAAGCAUCCGAAAAUUCACUUUCUAUCAUGUUGUUAAAAUGAUCGCAUACUGGGAAUUGACACUUUGUUAAUACUCGUAAAAAGUACCUCCAACAAAAUGUUAGAUUGUUUAAGACUUAAAAAGGCCUGAAACUAAUUCUUAUUUUCAAUGUUGUUUUUCGCAUGUAUUUUGAGCAUUGUAGAAUUUAUUAACUUGUAUCCUAAUAUAUAUGUGCAGUUUGAAUUGCUUAUUCGUACGUAGAAGCGGUGUAUAUUUUCAUAUAACUUCUAAACUAUCAUGCAAUGUACUACUUAUUUACAUAAGAUGUAUCUCAUACCUUCUGGAAUAGCUAGGUUCAUCAAUAUGUUUGUUUAUUACAGAUUUUAUAGUAUCUUAAAAAAGUCAUGUCGAAUAUGUUUAUUCUUAUGAAUGCCAUCAUAUGAUGUAAAUGAUGAUUGAAGUGUACUUAAGUUAACACAAGGAAACCCUUGCAAGUAUUGUGUUAAUCAAUCUGAAUAAGGGAGAUUUCAUUGUAAUGAACUUCGUAAAUGCUAUCCUUAAGAGUUCAUUCACCGCUUAUUAGUGUAAGUAAUGUAAUUUCGAGAAUAACCAUAUAAGCUUUGUAUAUAUCUUUAUAUUUGUAACGCAUACUGUUGGAAAUCUGAUGUUUUAUAUUUUAUAAGUUAUGGAGUUAGAAUUGACCCGAUAUAGGAUAUACGGGGCAAUGCAAAACCAUAUCGGGUGAGAGCAAAUCACGAGCUCAAUGAUUUGUUUACCCCCCAUAUACCCCAUAUCGGGUCGCCUACUAACCCGAAACGUAUAUGUCACGUCAACAGCCUGUUUUAUCGAUCAAGACGCCAUCACUUUUAUAUGAAAUGUUUCAUAUAUUCAUCGGAAACGGAAAAUAGACGCCAGUUUCGUAUGAUGAAUAGAUACGUGACCCAAUAUAAGAAAAUAUGGGGUCUCCGCCUGACCAGUUUUGGAACAAUGGCGUUGUGCCAUUGAUGUUGGAGGCGGGAUAUAAAUAUGUUGUAUUAUAAAAACCACCACUCAUCUCAACUGACUCUGUUGGCAAACUGUAUGAUUAAAGUGUACGUUUAAGAAAUAAUUUAUAUCCAUACUAACAGGUUGUAGAUAGGAAAAAGUAUGUAUAUUUGUGUAAUUCUUUCUAUUCUUUAGAAUCUUUAAUUGUUUGUUUGAGUGUUGACAGGGGUUGGAAUGUUUGCAACACAAUAAAAAAGCGUGUAUCUUUA
Molecule: messenger RNA, 7111 nt
Organism: Mya arenaria
Lineage: Eukaryota; Metazoa; Mollusca; Bivalvia; Myida; Myidae
Exons: 18
Coding region: 73-5709 (1878 amino acids)
Molecular function (GO): calcium ion binding; protein binding
Source: RefSeq, a predicted model, not a curated record